AAAUCCCUCACUCCUUAUCAGGGCAGAGUCGAAUUGGCCACUCUGAAAUCCUUAUUGGUGAGGCCCUGAAAGACGAUGACAGAAACAGGGUUGAGUUGGCUGCUACGUUUGGUAUAGACUAUACUGAAGGCAAGAGGUAAAUCGGUGGUGACCCAACUGCUGAUGUCAGGGCAGCCUGUGAAGACAGCUUGAAACGUCUUGACGUUGAUUGUAUUAAUCUUUAUUAUAAGCACUGGAUUGAUACUAGGGUUCCCAUUGAAGUCACGACGGGUGAACUUAAUAAACUAGUCGAAGUAGGUAAAGUGAAGUACAUAGUUGACUGGGUCAAGUCAACACUAUGCUUGCAGUGCUGCUGUAUAAAGCCAGAAAAAGAUAGCAGCAAAAACUCCAUUGCUUAACCUGUUACUGUUGAAAGAAAGAAAGAAGAAAUGGAAACUAAAGUGGGGAGAAUAAAGCUAGGCACCCAAGGCCUGGAAGUAUCAGCUCAAGGCUUAGGCUGCAUGGGCAUGUCAGCCUUCUACGGUCCACCCAAGCCUGAACCUGACAUGAUCAACCUCAUCCACCACGCCAUCAACUGUGGAAUCACUUUCCUCGACACUUCCGAUGUUUAUGGUCCCCAUACUAAUGAAAUCCUUCUGGGAAAGGCCUUGAAAGAUGUCAGAGACAGAGUUGAAUUGGCUACUAAAUUUGGUGCUCGUUUUGUGGAUGGUAAAGCGGAAGUCCGGGGUGACCCUGCUUAUGUAAGGGAGGCUUGUGAAGGUAGCUUGAAACGCCUUGGUGUGGAGUGUAUCGAUCUUUAUUAUCAGCAUCGGAUUGACACCAGGGUUCCUAUUGAAGUCACGGUGGGAGAGCUGAAGAAAUUAGUUGAGGAGGGUAAAAUAAAGUAUAUAGGUCUCUCCGAGGCCUCUGCAUCAACUAUCAGAAGGGCACAUGGUGUUCAUCCAAUAACUGCUGUGCAGUUGGAAUGGUCCUUGUGGGCUAGAGAUGUUGAGGAAGAAAUAAUUCCUACUUGCAGGGAACUUGGUAUUGGUAUUGUUGCCUAUAGCCCUCUGGGGAGAGGAUUCUUUUCCUCAGGGCCAAAACUGGUGGAAACUUUUUCUGAUGGGGACGCCAGGAAGUUUCUUCCAAGGUUCCAACCUGAAAAUCUUGAGCAUAACAAACACCUCUUUGAGCGGGUUAAUGAGAUAGCAAGGAGAAAAGGGUGCAGUCCAUCACAGCUUGCAUUAGCCUGGGUCCAUCACCAAGGGGAUGAUGUCUGUCCAAUACCUGGAACCACAAAAGUUGAAAACCUAAAUGAGAAUAUCAGGGCUUUGUCUGUGAAACUAACACCUGAAGAGAUGGCUGAACUAGAAUCCAUUGCUUCAGCAGAUGCUGUAAAAGGAGACAGAUAUGGGGACACUGUCACAACCUAUAAGAACUCUGAUACCCCACCUUUAUCUUCAUGGAAACCUGUUUGAGAAGAUGCAUUUUUGUUGCAUCUAUACAAUCUAAUAAAUGAGCUACAAUACUGCCUUUAGAUGUUUGGAACCAUGUUGAGUUCCUCCUAUGUUCUGAGAAUAAGUUCUCUGUCCAGAUUAUCAAAUGUUGGUGUGACUUGUGAGUCCACAAACAGAGAAGUUUGUAUGUGAAGUUUAUAUGCUUGUGUUCUGAGAAUAAGUUCUCUGUCUAGAAAUAUCAUUGUAAUAUAUGCUUAUGUUCACCCUACCAAUUUUUAGUUCUUCCUAGUUAAGCUUUUAUUUAUUGCAGAAUGGAGUUGAAAAUGAACCCGGAGUUUAGCGCAGUUGGUUCAUAUAGCAACCCUUAAGAUGUAGCAUCUAGCUGGUCUGGGAUUUAGAUUUCAGAACCUGCAACCCAUUACAAUCUCUUUUGUUUAAAAAAAAAAAGAAUGGACUUGAAAAUUUUGUGCUUAAUACUUCCCAUAUUUAGUUACCUAGGUAAAUUGCUUAGCAUUAUCUAUCCCAUCAAAAUUUACUGUUAGCUUUGAAUGCUUUUGUUCUUUUAUCACAAUUCAGAACUGCCUAAGGAAUCCUGAAAUUAAGAUCUGAAAAUAAUUGGCAGAAGAUAUGCCUCUUUACCUAUAAG
Molecule: messenger RNA, 2082 nt
Organism: Durio zibethinus
Lineage: Eukaryota; Viridiplantae; Streptophyta; Magnoliopsida; Malvales; Malvaceae
Product: putative aldo-keto reductase 2
Cellular component (GO): cytoplasm
Source: RefSeq, a predicted model, not a curated record